ACCUGUCGCCCGGUACUAUCCCCUCUCCGGAGGCCCUUCCUGGACACUUAGUGCUGGCCGCUGUGGCCUGGUGCAUCUGUGGUGCGGUGAGAGCCAUAGUGAGGACUCGUGAUUCCCAGGAAGCUGGAGAUGGGAUCAGUGUCCUUUGAGGAUGUAGUGGUGGACUUCACCUGGCAGGAGUGGCAGGACCUGGAUGCUGCUCAGAGGACCCUCUACAGGGAUGUGAUGCUGGAGAACUACAGCAGCCUGGUGUUCGUGGGGCACUGUACAAACAAACCUGAGUUGAUCUUCAAGUUGGAGCAUGGAUUUGGGCCUUGGAGUAAAGCAGAAGCCUCAGUCUGGAAUUUUCCAGAUGUUCAAAAAGUAUGUGUCCCGAUUGAGACCAUCCAAGAAAAUGAAGAGAGACAGUGGUGUGAAGUGAAGACCACCAGCAGCGAUAUACCAAAUAAAAAGAUGGCUGAAGCACAACUAAAGGUUCAACAGAAAAUCCAGCAAGGGGAAAAAACAGAUUCAUGUGUCAAAACACACUGCCACAGGCCACAGCACAAGAGCCACACAUAUGGGAAACACUAUGAAUGUAGGGACUGUUGUGAACUUUCCCAUGAGAAGUCAGUGCUCACAGAACAGCAGAGAACUCAAACUGAAGAGAAGAUCUAUGAGUGCAAAGAAUGCAGGAAGGGUUUCUACCACAAGUCACACCUCUUUCGACAUCAGAAAAUUCACACGGGAGAGAAGCCCUAUGAAUGUGAAGAAUGCCCAAAAGCCUUCUACCACAAGUGCUAUCUCAUCCAACACCAGAGAAUCCAUACAGGAGAGAAACCCUAUGAAUGUGAAGAAUGUAAGAAAGCCUUCCGCCGCAAGUGGCUUCUAACUUUACAUCAGAGAACUCAUACAGGAGAGAAGCCUUAUGGAUGUAAAGAAUGCAAGAAAGCCUUCUACCACAAGUCCCACCUCACUCGACAUCAGAGAACCCAUUCGGGUGAGAAGCCCUAUGAAUGUGGCGAAUGCAGGAAAGCUUUUUGGCAGAAAUCAAACCUUACUGCACACCAGAGGGUUCAUACCGGUGAGAAGCCCUACGAAUGUAAAGUGUGCAAGAAUACUUUCUACAACAAGUCAAACCUCACUUUGCAUCAGCGAAUUCACACAGGUGAGAAGCCUUAUGAAUGUAAAGAGUGCUGGAAAGCCUUCUACAGCAAGUCAAAGCUCAGUCGACAUCAGGCAACUCAUACAGGUCACUGCUUCUGUCAACUACAGUCCGCCAUGGGAGGAAACUUCCUCUUUACAGUGGUGUACCACAAAGCCUCAUAACCACCUGAACUCCUGAGACUAAGUGACUAUUGUGACAUUCUGAUCCAAUGCUCAAUCACAGAUGGAGGAAAAUAAUCAGACAUCUAUGUCAUCCAUCUAAACCUCAGGGAAUGUUCUGGAAGAGGUGGCUUGAAAGAAUGUAAGAGCUGUAGGAAGAUUGGAGUAUUUCAUAUCAAUAUCCUCUGAACUGAAACAUUUCCAUCCUGGAGGGAGGCUCAUUAGUUCUCAGGAAGUAAACUCACAAGUGUCAGAAAGUCCCUGAAACUUACAAGAUUUACCAGGUCCCUUUCUCUCUGAGGUAAUAUAGGCAGUAUCAAACACUAAGGAGAAGAGGCUGAGUAGUUGAGAUGUCUGGAAGACACUGAUCUGAUGAACUGGCUGCAGGUUACUCAGAGAAAUCUGGGGCUGUAGCUUUUGUGAGGUUUUCCCCAUGCUGGUGUGGGCUUGCCAGUGGCACAUCUGCCUUUGAGUUGUCCAUGCUCAUGUAAGUCUCUCAUUACUCAGGCAUCUUUAAGUAAUCCUAGUAAUCUCAUUUGUUCAUCAAGUUGGAUUUAGUCCAUUGUUAAUGCCCUGCCUAACAUGAAUGAAUGUUUAUUUUGUAUUUCCCCAGGGAAAGUCAGAAACAGCAUGUGAAGAUGAGCCUGCUUAACCUGAACCUGAAAUGCAUCAGAAUCUGUCCAGAGUAUGGAGAUGGUGUGAACCCCUACUGAUCACAUCCAUUGAUAGAGAUGUGUGGGCAUAUGUCUUAGUUAGGGUUUCUACUGCUGUGAAGAGACAUGACCAUGAUAACUCUUAUAAAGGAAAACAUUUAAUGGGGUGCCUUGCAGUUUCAGAGGUUUAGUCCAUCGUCAUCAUAGGGGGACAUGACAGUGAGCAGGCAGACAUGGUGCUGGAGCUGAGAGUCCUACAUCUUGAUUGGCAGGUGACAGGAAGUGAACUGAGACACUAGAUGUGGCUUGAGCAUAUAUGAGACCUCAAAGCCCACCCACACAGUGACACACUUCCACCAACAAUGCCAUAUGAAUUCCAACAAAACUAAACCUCCUAAUAGUGCCACUCCCUGUGAGCUCAUGGGAGCCAAUAGCUACCACAGUGUAUAACCUCUAUUCUCUCCAAUCAGUUUAAUAAACAGUCCAAGUCCAUAGGAUGUUAGCAGUAAAUAAUUAAUUAGUGGCAGCUCAUGUUUUGCUUGAGUUCUUUCAUUUUUGUUUGUAAUUCUCCUAACACAGUAGCCAUGUUUUAAUGUAUGAGCUCUUCUCAUUAGCAGUUUUUAUGUUUGCCUGUCAUUUUGUCCCUCUUACUUCCUGUCACAGGGUGAGACAGUCAGCCAGAGUAGUGGAGCUUUGAAAGAAACUUUGAGACAAACAUGUUUGGGUCUGAAGUAAGCGGGCCCAGUGGUAGUGCAGAAGCACCAACUGUAGGGAUGCAGAGGAAUGAAUGGUUAGCACAGAACUUUUCAUCUUCUGAAUUUUCAAUGGAGUCAGAAGACUGGGAUCAAGGGAGCCAAAGGUGGAAGGCAGAGCUCCAUUACAUCAUUUCAUUUCUUUCUGAAAGAGCUGUCUGUCCUGUGCUGUCUCCUUGUACCAAUAGGGCACAAAUCAUUUGCAAUGGCCAAAUACUAAGGUGAAAAAACUACAAAGAGAUCAGACAUUUAUGUGAUCACCUCCACCUGCUGAGGAGCCUGUCUGAAAGAACAUAAACAUCUUCCCAUUGCUUCCUGGGCAAUACUCUCAGCCAGUAACAGUGUUUGUCUAUACAUACUGACAGCUCAAAGAAAUCUCGCUUUUGUCCUCUCUCCCAGGAUGCUUUUGGCAUUGUUUACAAUCUGCACGUGUGGCCUGCCCUUUGCCCUAGCAUCCAGGAAUGGGUCCCUUGCAUGAUUUAUAAUUUUGUUUUUACUUCCUUCUUGCAUUAUGAAAAAAGAAGUUCUUUAAAGAAAAAAAUUCUCAAUUCUUAGUUUUGUCCCUUUAAACAAAAAUUCAAACUUUUUAAACUAUUGCUGUUUGACAGAUUGCUUUACCAUGAUUUCCUAUUUUAAAACUAUAAAGACUUUGAGUAAAAAAUCAGAUCUAAACCAUAAGUAUACUUAUGGGAGGCUACAGUUUCAAAACUUAUGUUCAAAUUAUUUGCAAAUGAGUUAAAAUUCUGGAGCUUGGGUAUGUCCUGAACAAUGCCCAUAAGUCAAAAUAAUUGUUUCUCAUAAAACAUCACUGGAUGCUUAUUUUAUAUUUAAAGUCAUGGUGUGUAUUUAAGAAUUGAGAGCUGUGAUAGAGCCUAGGGAUUUCCUCAGUUCACAGAGACUGACCUAACAUGUAAGAGGGCUUGGGUGUCAUCCCCAGGCCACACACACCCAGCAGGGGUGAGGUUGGGGCAUACCUUUAACCAGUAGUUCAGAGGUUGAAGCUUGAGGACACAGUGUUGUUCCAAUUCUCUCCUGGCCUUCCUGGAAACCACAGCUCCAAACACAAAAAUAAAGUUACAUGUUUGCUCUUCUAGCAUA
Peromyscus eremicus (cactus mouse) is the source of this 3808-nucleotide messenger RNA. RefSeq names its product zinc finger protein 25-like. The transcript has 6 exons. NCBI's taxonomy places the organism in Eukaryota, Metazoa, Chordata, Mammalia, Rodentia, Cricetidae. Gene Ontology annotation, molecular function: DNA-binding transcription factor activity; RNA polymerase II cis-regulatory region sequence-specific DNA binding. The record is from RefSeq and is a predicted model, not a curated record. Gene Ontology annotation, biological process: regulation of transcription by RNA polymerase II. Bases 130 to 1308 code for a protein of 392 amino acids.